Molecule: messenger RNA, 668 nt
Organism: Malurus melanocephalus (red-backed fairy wren)
Lineage: Eukaryota; Metazoa; Chordata; Aves; Passeriformes; Maluridae
Product: cAMP-specific 3',5'-cyclic phosphodiesterase 4D-like
Exons: 2
Coding region: 77-358 (93 amino acids)
Source: RefSeq, a predicted model, not a curated record
AGCUGAUAUUUGGAUGAUCCAGGGAUAAAACCUCACCUUUGACUUCCAAAACAUUCCUGAUUCAGACCUAGUCACCAUGAACAAAAGUACCUGUAAUCCACACGGGAAAAGCAAGAGUGUUUCAGAAGAAGCUCUGCAUCACAGCACUGAGGAUGAGGAGCCUUUCCAGGGAAUGGAGCCCUAUCUUGUGCGAAGAUUGUCAUCCCGUAACAUCCAGCUUCCCCCAUUGGCUUUCAGGCAGCUAGAACAGGCAGACUGGGAUAAAAAGAAUGACGUUGAGAGCAUCCCAAGGCCCACAACUCUUCCUCUGAGGAUACCUCCUCUGAUUGCCAUUACAGCUGCUGAGUCCAGCAGGUAAGGUCCUCUSUUAUUUAUUCAGUAUUAUCUCUGGCAGAAGCAGGGCAGCAGAUGCUACUUCUAGGAGAGAGGUAAAUUUCUCUUCUAAAUCCACUAAAUGAAAAAGAGGAAUAGAAUGUCUAUAAAUUUGUCCCUGACAAUUGUAAUACUGCUUGUAAAGCUUAUGGACAUAUCUAGUAAAAAAACCCUCUAGAAAACAUUUUCUCUGAACAUUAUUAAUACUUCAUAUCCUGAAAGAAGAUUUCUGGGGGCUUGAUUUACCGUUUAUGAUGAUGAAGUGGAGUAGAAAGAGAUAGAGGAUGAAAGGAGCU